UACAGCGUUUCUCGCGCGAUGGCUUCCAUCCUAGAAACCUGUCGUGAGCUGCUAUUGGAGCUUGGCGUGUACUUGUGGUGUACUGUGGCCAGGCUGGUGUUUGCGCUAUGGUUCUUCUGGAAAAAGCCUCUGCCAUUGCCAACUGCCACCGACAAGCUUCUGCUGCGUUCUGCUACAUCUCUUGCGGCCGACAUCAGAAAUGGCAAGGUCAAAAGCGUCGACCUCGUCUCGGCCUACAUCAAGCGCAUCCGGGACGUGCAGCCCGUCAUCAACGCUGUGGUCGAGGAGCGGUUUGAGGAAGCGCUCGAAGACGCCAAGGAGGUCGACCGACUGGUGGCAUCGGGAAAAAUGAGCGUCAGCCAAAUGAGCAAAGAAAAGCCGUUGUUGGGGCUGCCGUUCACUGCCAAGAACAGCAUUGCCAUCAAAGGUUUGCGACAGGACGCGGGCUCCCUUUUCUGGCGCGGGCGGCGGGCCGAGGAGGACGCCCCGAGCGUGGCGUUGCUCCGGGCAGCCGGCGCCUUCCCGCUGGCGCUGACCAACGUGCCCGAACUGUGCAUGUGGGGCGACUCGCAGAACCUGGUGGACGGCUGCACGCGGAACCCGCACGACACGCGCCGAAGCCCCGGUGGAAGCAGCGGUGGAGAGGGAAGCCUCCUGGCUGCAGCUGGCUCACUGAUUGGCCUAGGCACAGACAUCGCUGGAAGCGUGCGAGUACCAGCCGCCUACUGCGGGGUUUUCAGCCACAAGCCAACAGCCGGAGCGGUGCCCAACACUGGCCUGCUGCCAGAUGUUGGAGAAAAUCUGGAGGAGUUCAACUGCGUGGGUCCCAUGGCCAGGUUCGCGGAGGAUUUGCCGCUGAUGCUCAACGUCCUGGCAGGAAGUGCGACCAGCGGGCUUAGACUAAAUGAACAGGUGAAUCUGAAGACGCUGAAGCUGUAUUACAUGGAUACAGAAGAAAGCCUUUACAUCAGCCGUGUGACGUCUGAGGCUCGCCAAGCAGUUAGACGGGUCACCCAGUACCUGAGUGGGGCGCAUGGGCUCGAAGCGCAUCGGCUGCAUCUGCCCGAGAUGCGAUUCGGCAUGUUUAUGUGGUUCAACGUGGUUGGCAUCAAAGAGCCUAGACCUGUGGCCGAGAUGUUCCGUCCCGGUGGCUUCACUAUCUUAGUCGAACUGUUCCGCCACCUAGUGGGAGGCGGCCGGCACACACUUGCUGCGUUGGCCAUCUCCAGCAUGGCGCCGCUCUGUCGCUUCCUUUCGAAGCAGAAGGCUGCGGACUACAUCGUCUCCUUCGAAAUCGCCCGCGACCGGUUCGAGGAGGCGCUGGGAGACAACGGAGUGCUUGUCCUCCCCGCGGCCACCAGCGCUGCCCCGUUCCAGAAUCAGGACUUGCUAUUCUUUGAUUCGGCGGGCAUGACGGCACUGUUUAGCUUGUUCAAGGUGCCCGUAUCAGUGUGCCCCGUAAUGCUGUCAGCGGAGAAGUUGCCAUUGUGUGUCCAGGUGGUGGCGAAGAGGGGAAAUGACAGGCUAUGCUUGGCUGUCGCCAGGGAGGUCGAGAACCGCUUUGGUAGAUUUGAUCUUUCAUUGAAACCACAAGGGCGAGUCUGACGGCCCUGCGAUGGACACUUUAUUAUAGUUGGCCCUUCUUGUGAGUGCUUUAUGUGUUGGCGAGAAUUGCCAAGAAACUGUUUCCAGGUGUGGGCUAUCAGAAAGUAGGUGACUGCUUCAGGUGCAAUAGCUUGUACGUGUGCAAAAUAUUUUGUACAUUGGUUAACCUGGGGAGGGAAAACAUGCACCGUAGAAAGCACGUGACAGUUUCAAAAAUCAGGCGUCACAUCCGCGUAUAAAUAUAUUUUCUCUUGUAUGUUAUUUUAAACAGUCAAACAGAAAGACUAACAUUUCUAGCGGUUUGUUUUGCAGGAAGUAUUAAUAAAAAGAAUUGAAGCUUU
Molecule: messenger RNA, 1946 nt
Organism: Dermacentor albipictus
Lineage: Eukaryota; Metazoa; Arthropoda; Arachnida; Ixodida; Ixodidae
Product: fatty-acid amide hydrolase 2-like
Cellular component (GO): endomembrane system
Source: RefSeq, a predicted model, not a curated record